Pantherophis guttatus is the source of this 2158-nucleotide messenger RNA. It is a transcript of the gene AGFG2, whose product is annotated as ArfGAP with FG repeats 2. NCBI's taxonomy places the organism in Eukaryota, Metazoa, Chordata, Lepidosauria, Squamata, Colubridae. Gene Ontology annotation, molecular function: GTPase activator activity. Gene Ontology annotation, cellular component: cytoplasmic vesicle; membrane; cytoplasm. Gene Ontology annotation, biological process: acrosome assembly; spermatid nucleus differentiation; intermediate filament organization. The record is from RefSeq and is a predicted model, not a curated record.
GUCCGGGGGCAGCCGGGGGCUCAGGUGCGCCCGGAUGGCGGCGACGGGCGGCGGCGGCGGCUCCGCGUCCGGGUCGAGGAAGCCGGGCUCCCCGCGGGACUCGGAGUCGGAGGUGUGGUCCCGCCGCGUGCGGGAGCUGGUGAGCGCGGAGCCGGCCAGCCGCCUGUGCUUCGAGUGCGGGCAGCGCGGCGUCACCUACGUGGACAUCACCAUCGGCAGCUUCGUCUGCACCGCCUGCUCGGGGGCGCUCCGUGGCCUGAAUCCCCCUCACAGGGUGAAGUCCAUCUCCAUGACCACCUUCACAGAGGCCGAGGUCCAGUUCCUCCAGUCCCGUGGAAACGAAGCCUGCCGGAAGAUCUGGUUGGGGUCUUUCGACUCGCGGUCGUCCCUGCUGCCAGAUUCUCAAGACCCUCAGAAAGUGAAGGAGUUUCUGCAGGAGAAAUACGAGAAGAAGCGAUGGUAUGUGUCGCCUGACCAAGCCAAAAGCCUGGCCACGCCCAGUGCCCAGGGCUCCCCUGCAGAAGCCAAGAUGGGCGCCAAGGCCCCCCAGGUGUCAGAGAAGGCCCCAGCACUGCCUGCCCAGCCGGCCAAGAAGGCCAGCACAGACCUCCUGGCGGACAUAGGGGGGGACCCCUUUGCAGCCCCCCCACCCAGGCCUGCCUUCUCUGCCUUUGGAGGCCCAGGAGCAGCUCACCCCGCCUUCCCCAGCUUCGAUGCCUUUGCGGGAGGCCCAUCAGUGUCGACUUUUGGGGACCCCUUGGCCUCCAGCCAGAGCCCUUUCCAGGGUCACCCGAUCACUGCAGGUGGUGCCCACAUGGGAGCCUUCCCCGCCUCCCCUGCCAGCCAGCCCGGGAUGGGCAUCUCGAGCCUGGGCGGAGCCUUCCGCGUGGGAGGGGUGCCAAGCAGCGUCUUCGGACCCCUCAGCCAGUCCCCCGUUCUGCCCCCCUCCAGCCCCGCGGCGGUCUUUGGGGUCCCCACCUGCACUAACCCCUUUGCCAGCCCGGUGGUCUCCCAGCCCACGCUUCCGUCCACCAACCCCUUCCAGACCAACGGCUUCACCCAAGGCACCUUCAUGGUCGGGUCCCCCAGCAGCUUCUCGGCCUCUCCCCUCUCCGCCACUUUCGCUUCCCCGCUGCAGCAGGAGCCGCUGUUCUUCCCCACACAAGGAGUCGUGGGUCAGCAGCACAAUGGGGGGUCGCCCUUCAGUGGGUUUCCUGCCGCCCGAGAUGGACAGAGGCCACUUGGACUCCCUGCCGGCUACUCCACCAACCCUUUUGUGAACCCGAUGGCCGCAGCACCUUCGCCUCCCUUCGCCCAGGCAAAGCAUCCCCCCACCAACCCUUUCUCCUAGCACCCUCCGGCCUCCAGAGCGGAUGGAGACCCUCAGCUGGGGGGGGGGGGGCUCACAUCUGCACAGCAGGGCCUCUGUCCCCAGGAAUGACAGGGCCCCUGCCUCGGAGGAACGGGUCACGUGGGCAGCCGGGGCCCGAGCAGAGGGCAGGAGGGGAGGGUUGGCAGCCAAGGCCAAAGACACCUUGUGGAGGGCUGGAGGGCCCCCCCCCCCCCCGGAAUCGCCCCCCCCCCCCCCCCCCCCAGCCCAGAGCCUGCCGAAGGGGCCCCUGAGGUGGGUCUCCAGCAGCUUCUUGGCUUGGGGCCCCUCCCACCCUGGGGACUCCCAGGAGGCCCUGCAGUUUCAACUGGGGGGGUCGUCAGUGCAAUUGGCCUAAUCUGUGUGCAAUCUGGUGCCACUUCUCUCUUCGGCCUGUCCCGUUUCCCACUCGCCUGCCCCCCCCUUCCCACUGCCCACCAGGCAGCGUCUGGUCAGGGGAAGGUUAGCAGGGGGAGAAGGCCAGAGACCCCUCAACUGCCCCUCCUCCCUCUCGCCUUUUUCUUGCACUAAACCUGGGGGGGGGUCAGUCAGGGAUGCUUCAGCUAGUGAGCCUCCGUGAGGGAGCUUUGUGCCCCCCAUCAGCCAUGGCCCCUGAGGGACCCUGGAGAGAGAGAAGCGGGAACCCCCUCCCAGCACUGCAGAGAAGCUUUGUAGCACUAGGAGCUGCCCCCUCCCGCCGAUGUCCUUUUCAGAGGGGAGGGUCUCCUGUCAUGUGCCAUAUGGUUUGGAGCCUUUUGGGAGGGGGGGCUGGGCAGUCAACCUCCCCCC